Molecule: messenger RNA, 2058 nt
Organism: Pyricularia oryzae 70-15
Lineage: Eukaryota; Fungi; Ascomycota; Sordariomycetes; Magnaporthales; Pyriculariaceae
Product: STE/STE7 protein kinase
Exons: 2
Coding region: 1-2058 (685 amino acids)
Biological process (GO): protein phosphorylation; cellular hyperosmotic response; MAPK cascade
Molecular function (GO): ATP binding; MAP kinase kinase activity
Source: RefSeq, a predicted model, not a curated record
AUGUCACAAUCGCAACAACCACCGGCAACGGGCCGGGAUAAUUCGGUCCCUGCUACUCCGGACGAACAGUUUGACAGCAUGCCCACCUCGCCAUGCUCCAUUGUGGACGACGACUCGGAGGCGAGCACUCCACUAGACCCGCCAUCACCGAGUGCCCUCCCGAAACGAGUCCCGUCCCUCCGGACUGUCUCCGAUCCAUCUACGACGGCAAUGACAUCUACGUCUACAGUGACGGGGACCCUCACCAAUGCGCGUAGGCCCCCUCCGUCUGCUGGAGUUCUGCCUGCCGACCUGAUGGCAAAGGCACGCGCACUACAAAGUACACGCAUGGGGCGGCCGCAGAUGCAGGCGUUUGGCAGCGGCAGUAGCACGUCUUCUGCCUCGGGGAUUGGCUCCCCGUUACCCAUGGGCUCCGGUCUCGGGCCACAAUCGCCGCCUGUGGGCCUACCCACGGGAGGUAUGUCUGGAAACAUGCGCUUUCCGCCCAACAUCGCCGCCAACAUGCAGCUGAACUUGGGCGGGCGUCCACUCCCGCAGGGCUUCCCCAAGUCGGCUCCGGCCGUACCGAGCGCACGCAAAGCUCCCCCCAGCCUGAGCGAGAGGAGAGCCAUGAAGCUAGGCGGCCUUCCGGGUGGACCUGGCGCUACGCCUAGCAUGGGAACCCCCAAGCUGUCUGACCUGCAAGGUGGAGCAUCGGGGCCAACAGAUGGCAACAGUAACGCAGACAAGACGUCAGGAGCUGGUGGGCAAGCGGUUCCGGACAACAAGCUGCACGACUUUAAGCAGUACAUCGAUGCGGAGAAUGGCUGGAUCACGUUUGACGGCGCGGCAACGAUCACGCGCACAGGCGUCAACUUUGCAAGUGGACACAAAUUCAGCAUCUCGCUCGACGAGAUACAAGUUCUCGAUGAACUCGGCAAGGGAAACUACGGUACAGUGUACAAGGUCCGACAUGCCAAGCCCAAGGUUCCCCGGUUUGGACAGGGUCUUGGCAGCCUGACGAAACAGUCAGUAUCACGACAGAACUCGAUGAAGGACGAAGGAGAGGAUGCGAACGGCGUUGUUGAUGGCCAGACGACCUCCGGUGUUGUGAUGGCCAUGAAGGAGAUCAGGCUAGAACUGGACGAGGCCAAGUUUACGACCAUCCUCAAGGAGCUAGUUAUCCUGCACGAAUGCGUGUCGCCGUACAUCAUCGACUUCUAUGGCGCCUUUUUCCAAGAAGGAGCUGUGUAUAUGUGCAUAGAGUACAUGGACGGUGGCUCCAUCGACAAGUUGUACGCUGGCGGGAUCCCAGAGGGCGUUAUUCGCAAGAUUACGUAUGCGACGGUCAUGGGCCUCAAGUCGCUCAAGGACGAUCACAACAUCAUUCAUCGCGACGUCAAACCAACCAACAUCCUCGCAAAUACCCGCGGACAGGUCAAGAUUUGCGACUUUGGUGUAAGCGGUAAUCUGGUGGCGUCUAUCGCCAAGACCAACAUCGGAUGCCAGAGCUACAUGGCACCCGAGAGGAUAUCGGGAGGAGGUUUCGCACAAGGAGGUGCGGACGGCACAUACAACGUGCAAAGCGAUAUCUGGAGCUUAGGCUUGACCAUCAUCGAGUGCGCCAUGGGCAGGUAUCCAUACCCACCUGAGGUGUCGUCGACAAUCUUCAGCCAACUGAGCGCCAUUGUUGAGGGUGACCCGCCUGACCUACCAACCGAGGGCUAUUCUGAUACGGCGCGCAAUUUUGUGCGGUCAUGUCUAGAUAAGAACCCGGCGAAGAGGAGUACGUACCCAAUGCUCCUAGCCCACCCAUGGCUCAGGUCCCUGGCACAGCCGGCGACAAUCAGCGAGGAGGCGGAAGAUACCGAAGACCUCGAGGCGGCGGCGCAAAAGCUGUCAUUAGGCGCUGGACCCAUUGGGGCCGACGACGAGGUGGCUCAGUGGGUCAAGUCAGCCCUAGACAGGAAACGCAGAGGGGACGCACAAAGUCCCGACAAGCCAGCACUUCAUGCUGCCCCCUUUGAUAGCGCCAGUCCAAUGGCAGCACCGAAGGCUGGCCCGAUGACGGGUGCUUAA